Molecule: messenger RNA, 2966 nt
Organism: Hyla sarda
Lineage: Eukaryota; Metazoa; Chordata; Amphibia; Anura; Hylidae
Gene: NXPE3
Product: neurexophilin and PC-esterase domain family member 3
Exons: 6
Coding region: 495-2156 (553 amino acids)
Source: RefSeq, a predicted model, not a curated record
GGUCUGACGUGAUCGUAUAUUGUUGUGCAGGACAUUAGAUAAUAGAAGAGACUGUGCCCAGCCGCUGCCCCCGGCCUCCUCCUCCACAUCCCCCGCCUCACACAGAGGAGGAGCCAUCUUCCCCGCCGAGUGCUAGGCCUUCCCUUCAUCCAUUGUAUAUAACAGUACUGGAUGUUUAUAGAUUACCCGUCCUAGCAGGUCUUCGGCAAGACGAGGUGCUGGCACCAGGGGGCGCACAUCGGAAGCGGGCAUCUGACCUGGCAAUGGAGAGGUGAGCAGUGCCUGGUGCCCGUAUGUACAGCUGGUCCUUGGCUACUGCAGAGGUGGGAACACAUAGAGGACUGGCAUUUCGGAAGUCGGCUGUGCCAGUGGCAUUCAUCAUUACACCCAGCCUAGGGAAAGAUGGCAUUAGAGGAACAUGCCCAGGUGAUCUAAACUAUCACAAGUUAGCCAGGCCAGGAAUAUAAUAUGGAAGUUGAAGUAUCUACAAAAACAUGUGGUGUACCCUCUACAGGUUCCAGAUCUGUUUUGUUCUCAUCUUCUUGUUGGUGGUGCUGGUGUUGGUUAGUAACAUCCAUCUGGUAGAGCAUCUAAAUCAUAGGAUGGGUCUAGAGCCAGGAUGGACAGAAGUACACAGUGAUACAGCUCAUUCUCUAUCCCCAGUAAACAGGAAUCAUCAUUGUGAUUAUCGCCUUCAAAUUCUGUCCAAAUCGGAGUAUGAAGAACAGAAAUCUCUACUGAAAAUUCUGGAAUGGCCUGGGCCACUGCAUGAGACUGAGUUUAUGAAAAGCUCCGAUGCUGCUCAUAGUCAUUUUGUCAUCUUGCAGUCUCAGUCAUCAUUUAAGGUGGGGGAUGUAGUGGAAGUGCUAGUGAGAAUGCACGAUUUUGAAGGAAAUCCAAAGCCCUAUGGAGGAGACUACUUGCAAGCAAAAAUCCAUUCUCCUUUCUUGAAAGCUGGUGCAGUGGGAAAAGUCUUGGACCAUCAGAAUGGAUUCUAUAGUGUGUACUUUACAUUACUUUGGCCUGGUAGGGUGACUGUUUCAGUGAUUCUGGUUCAUCCGAGUGAAGGGAUUCAGGUCCUUCAAAGAUUACGUGAAGACAAACCAGACAGAGUUUACUUUAAAAGUCUCUUCCGUUCAGGUGACUUUUCUGAAACUACAAUGUGCAAUGUUUGUCUGCCUAAGAAGCAACCAUCAUGCAAUUACACUGAUCUUAAGACUGGAGAACCUUGGUUCUGCUACAAGCCUGAAAAGUUAUCUUGCUCAAGUCGUGUAAAUCAUGCAAAAGGAGGUUAUAUGAAAAAUCUUUUGAAUUUCCAUGAUAACAUGUUUUUUCAAAGUGGUGUAAACAUUAAAGUACCCAUCCUGGCAAGGGGCCCCGAUGCAGUGAUGGUACAUCCCUGGAAAGUGAAAGAGAAAUAUUUUCUUCCCAGCUCUAAGUUUCUCCCAUCGGGGUAUUACUAUAGAGAUCAGUGGAUUUCUGGGAGCUCCAUACUAUGGCAGUUCGACAAGUCUUCUGAUAUCACGGAUUGUUUACAGGGGAAGGUGGUGCAUUUGUUUGGAGAUUCUACAAUAAGACAGUGGUUUGAGUAUCUCACAGAUGUUGUACCAGACCUAAAGCCAUUUGACCUGGGGAGCCCUAAGAAUGUUGGUCCAUUCUUGUCUAUUGAUAUUGAACAUAAUAUAAUGCUGAAAUUCCGGUGUCACGGGCCGCCUAUUCGCUUUUCAACAGUGUCAAGCAAUGAGCUGCGUUACAUUGCCAAUGAAUUGGAUGGUAUAGUGGGAGGAAAGAACACUGUGGUAGCCAUAACCAUCUGGUCUCACUUCAGCACCUUUCCAGUGGAAGUGUACAUAAGACGCCUAAGGAACAUACGAGCUGCUCUUCUUCGCUUACUGGAACGUAGUCCAAACACAGCAGUUAUCAUUCGCUCUGCCAAUGUCCAGGAACUUGGACCUGAAGUGAGUCUCUUUAAUAGUGACUGGUAUUCACUGCAACUAGACACUGUAAUGAGGGCUAUGUUUUCUGGACUUCAUAUUAAAAUAGUGGAUGCUUGGGAGAUGUCACUUGCACACUAUUUACCACAUGCAUUACAUCCUGACCGCAUCAUUGUAAAGAAUCAGAUAGAUGAGUUUUUGUCAUUUGUUUGUCCUAACUGAAUAUUUUUUGUUUUUUAGGUUUAUUAUUUCAUAUUGUUUUUGGCAGUAAAUUAAUUUGUAUCUAAAGAAAGGAACCCCUGGAGUAAUCUUCCAGUGCUAUAGUGUUAUUUACCUGUAGUUUGGGCUGCUAUCCACUCAUUUGCACUGUUUUGUUCCUUGGAAUUGUCUCGGUUUGUGACUCUAGUAGUGAAAAACGACCUUUCUUAUCUUAUCUUUUUUUAUUAUGAAAGAGAGCUGCAUGUUAUACAUACAGGGUGUGAUGCAGGCCUUUGAUAGCGCAAACUAGACUAUUUGCUGUUUUUAUGUUGUUGUUUUUUUACAUAAUCAGUCCCAAUCUUCUAUAAUCUUAUACUUUAAUAUCUGAGAAUGCCCUUAAUUUUAAAGCCAGGGGUGAAAAGUGAUUAUGCUUCCAUCAGAAACAUCUGUUGUGGAACUGUGGCGGACAUCUGAGGUAAACCCACAGCUUGUCAAUUUUUAUGCAGCAGAUUUUGCUGUGGUUCUGAUUAUGGGUUAGCCCCAUUCAAUGCUCCUAAUUCCUGCUCUGGCUCAUCGAUCCGGUAUCCACAGGUUGUUCUAAAGUUAUGUUGUGCUGCUCUUUUACUUUAUGCUGGAUGCUUUUAAAUAAACAGCAGUAGGAGUCCUCCAUAUUACGGUGGUAGCAGGAUGAAUAUCCUCCCCUAGCAGGUUAACAGUUUCAGCUGUGUCCUCCUGUAGCAACUUAACCUAUUACUAUCAGUUGUGUGCUUUUCCUUUAGCUGGACUUGGGCUUAGGCUGGGUCCACACUACGUUUUGUCCCAUACGGGAGCGCA